This is a messenger RNA of Caenorhabditis elegans, 1444 nucleotides long. It is a transcript of the gene cki-2, whose product is annotated as Cyclin-dependent kinase inhibitor domain-containing protein. The record is from RefSeq and is marked reviewed. The transcript has 7 exons. NCBI's taxonomy places the organism in Eukaryota, Metazoa, Nematoda, Chromadorea, Rhabditida, Rhabditidae. Bases 146 to 922 code for a protein of 258 amino acids.
UUACCAUUUCAUUUCGAAACUCGCUGUCGUCUCGUUUCUCUCACCACUCUUCACACUUUUGCCGCCUAAUCGAUCGAUCUUGCCGCGGCGCACUCACAUUUUUCUCUUAUUUUCUUACCGGCAAAAAAUAAACGAAGUAACACAAAUGGCGGCAACAACAGCCGGCGACGGGAAGCGAAAGGCGGCUAGAUGUCUCUUCGGAAAACCCGAUCCAGAAGAGGUUUCUCGACAGCUCAACAGCAGUCUGGAAGAAAUGUAUAAAAAGGAUUCUCGCAAGUUUAAUUUCGAUUUUUCUGGCGGAGUUCCAAUCGUUGGAUCACGAGGAGACUAUGAAUUCGAGUCGAUUUCUGCUUCCGAAGUUCCAAGCUUUUACCGAGAGAAGAUUGUUCGGCCGCGAAAAAUCAUUGCCAGACGGAAUUCAACACCGGUUUCUGACACUGUUGAGAUGCCUUCAGAAUCUCCUCCUGUCGUGGAAUCGAACGAGACUCCACUUUUGAUUGCUUCUACGUCUACUGAAGUAACCGUAUACGAGAAGCCUGUGACCAGAUCGUCUGCUGCUAAACAAUCAAUCGAACAACAGGAGACGUACAACUUGAAGCAGACAAAAUUGACAAAUUACAUGCCAGUUCGAAAGCGCCGUAGUGAGACGUGCCUGGUCACCGCUGCCGUUUCGAUGAGUCGUUCAGUUUCAAUCGACUCGAGCAUGGAAUCUUGCAAGGAAAAACGUGGAAGUAAGAUUGUCCACAACAACAAGGGAGCUCCGAAACGGCCACUUAGAUUUGUUGCAUCAAAUGUGCCAAAGUCCGCACAGUCGUCUACCUCGGAUACUGUUCUAGUUAGUUCGCCUCGUUCGCCACCAGCCAAGAAGAUGACUACCUCGACUCGUCGUUCUCGUCGCCCCAUUGAAGCCGGGGACUUUUGAAUUUGAGAAGCUCGUCAUUCAAUUGCUAGUCAUCAUGCUCUUCAACUUCUUGAGUCUGCCAAUUCAUCUUCUACAGUACCACACAAUCAAUCUCAAUCAGCUGUUCGUCAUAAUUGCAUUCAAAGUGGAACUUUCACCGUCUACUUUUUUAUAUUCAUAAUAUAAAUUGAGUUUGAAAAAUUGCAUAUUUUAUUUUUUUUUUAGAGAAUUUCUCUAUAUAUUGUUUCCUUGUUUCGUAUACCCCAUCCCCCGUUUAUCUGUGAAUUUGAAAUUCCCAUACCCUGUCCAUUUCUGUGUUCUACUCCUGUAAAAAAAGUCCCACCAUAUCCCCGUUUCAAUUUUUCAAAAACUGAAUUAUUUUAGAUAGUUUCUGUUUUUUUCCCUAAUUGGCCCCUUCAUGCCACUCAAAUCAUAGACAUUCUAGUUAUAAAUACCCAUCCCAUUCCGUUAUAUCCUACCUCCCCAGUUACUCUUGUUAAAUGUUACGUUUUUGGUUAUAUGAAAUCUAGUGUUUCCUUAUAA